Molecule: messenger RNA, 1215 nt
Organism: Drosophila bipectinata
Lineage: Eukaryota; Metazoa; Arthropoda; Insecta; Diptera; Drosophilidae
Product: odorant receptor 67d-like
Biological process (GO): detection of chemical stimulus involved in sensory perception of smell; sensory perception of smell
Cellular component (GO): plasma membrane
Molecular function (GO): olfactory receptor activity; odorant binding
Source: RefSeq, a predicted model, not a curated record
AUGGCUAACAAGGAUAUCUCCCCGGAAAAGGAAGAAAACGAAGGAGUUUAUAAGGAUUUUAAGGAUCUAAGGCAAAAACUGGAUGCUUGCGCUCGGUUUGUGGGCCUGGAGGUCACCAUUCCAACCUUUGUGUUGAGCUGGAGGGGUUACUUAGUUAUUUUCAUUGCCAUAAGCUUUGCUGUUGGAGCAGUUUACACCGUUUACAAGGGAUUGAUCAUCGAUGGGGAUUGGAUGGUACUUUUGCAGUGUACGUGCCAGGCCGGAGCCGGAGCCCAAUCCAUCGCCAAGCUAAUCUUUUACAUAAAGGAUCGGCGAUUUCUUUGGGUGAUUUUGGACAUAAUGGAUGUCACCUUCGAGCACGAGAGCCGCGGUGACCAUUAUAAAAAAUGCUUGCAAGAGGACUUCCAACGCAUCAAGUUUUGGAUGAAAGGAUUCGGAGUGCUUUACUUCAUUGUGGUAUCAUUAUGCAUAUUGUUUCCUUUUUUCUACUAUAUCAAGUAUAAGAUAAAGCUCAUGAUGAUGACAUUUCUAGUGCCGGGGAUGAAUCCGGAAACCAAAUACGGAUUCUAUCUCCUAACCGCCUUUCAUACCGUGUGCAUGGUGGUCGGAGGCGUGGGAAACUAUGCCGCCGAUAUGUAUUUGUUGUUCUUUAUUUCAUCGGCUCCAGUCGCAAAGAAUAUCCUGCGCUGCAAGCUACAUGAUCUAGAUGUCAAGCUAGAAGCUUUCCGAUCCCACAACAAGAUCAGUUCCCAAGAAAUCCGACAGGAUAUGGUCCACAUCGUGUCCUGGCAUCAGAAGUAUUUGAGAGUCCUUGAAUGCUCGGAACGCGUUUUCUUUGUGAUUAUUUUCGUGGAGAUUUCGGCAUGUUGUGUGAGCAAUCUAUCGAUUCUGUACUGCAUUCUAAGAGGUGACUGGCCGUCGGGAAAGGUGUACAUUUUUUUCUCAAUCAGUACUUUCAUGAUGUACUGCACCCUCGGGACCAUUGUCGACAAUUCGAACUCUGACCUCACGGAUAUCGUUUAUAAUUUCCGUUGGUACGAUUUACCUCUUACGGAGCAGCGGACCAUGCUCUACAUGCUACGGCGAACCCAGGCGACCGCCGGACUCUCGGUGGGAAAGAUGUUGCCCCUCAACAUGCAGACCGCCUUGCAACUAUCUAAGACCACGUACACAGCCCUGAUGAUCUUGCUAAGGGGCAAGGAGACUGUUGAUUAA